This is a messenger RNA of Plasmodium cynomolgi strain B, 679 nucleotides long. RefSeq lists its product as hypothetical. The annotation marks the transcript as partial. The transcript is spliced from 8 exons. The record is from RefSeq and is a predicted model, not a curated record. Lineage: Eukaryota; Apicomplexa; Aconoidasida; Haemosporida; Plasmodiidae.
GUUAAAACCUCAUAAAAGGAGGACAUCCCCAAGAAAGAGAAGAUUAAUAAAAAUUCCUCACCUUCGAAGCGUUAAGAAGAAGAAAGAGCUGAACUUAUUUUCUUCCCCGAAUAAUGUAAAUGAAGAAGGAGAAUACGAGCACAAAUGCUCAGAUUCUUCUUUAAGUUCCGAUAGGGAAUCCCUAAACGAGACACACUCAGACAACCCCACGAUGGAAAAUAUGACAACGAGGGAUUUAUCAGGGAUUAAAACUGAUAUCCACGAGGACAUCAUACCCAGCGAGAGUGAAAAGGAAUCUAGUGGAAAAAACAGCACAGGGAAGGCACAGGAAUCAUUCCGAAAAAAUGACACCAAUUUAGAGUCCACGUGUAGAUCGAAUUUUCAAAAGGAUGUCCAGGGAUCCAGGUCUAAAAUGACGUCAAAAAUGAACGACACAAUUGGAGGCGAGUGUCCACUGUGCCUAAUGCCCAAAACGGAAUCGCUCCACGGGAACUUGCCGCCUACCAUUUACAAGCUGAGUUGUGAGCACGUUUUUCAUUUGAUGUGUAUCUACGAAACGGUGAUACGAAGAGAAUGCAGAAAGGCGAAGCGCGAAAAAAAGGAAAAUGAAAAAAAAAAUAAACUCAUGUUAAAGGUUAUGAAGAUGCAAGCUGAUAACCAGACGCAGGGUGAGAAGUGA